AUGGUUGCUACUCGCCGCCAGCGCGCCGCCGAGCAGGCCGCAGACCUCGCCGUCGAGCUGAGCCCGCCGGCGAGCCCGAGCGGCACGAUGUCGCGGUCCUCGUCAAUGGAGAGCCUCACCAACUCCAUACGGAGGACGAAGAACCGCGUCAAGGAGACCGUAAGGAGAAAAAAGAAGCAGGUCAAGGACAAGGUAAAGCGCACGAAAAAACAAGUUAAGGAAAAAAUAAAGAAACAGAAAGCAAAAAUAGACAAGAUUUUGGAUCGUGACGCGUGGUGGACGUCCCUCGGAUACGACCCGGCCGUCAAAGCGAGGAGCGUGCGCUGGGUCCAGCGCGGCGUGUUCUGCGUCGUGGUUUCACUACUACUAGCGUCGCGGUCCUUCGCCCAACCUUCCGUGGACGUGCCUUUCUCGUCGUAUCGAUGCGUCGCCUCGGCUUUCUUACUACUUUGUGGUGGCUCAUCUUUAUUUACGGACACAUGGCGCAAUCCCCCACCGGAAAAAGGGUCGGACUCGCACGCCUGCGCGUCGACAUUGGGUCCGUACGCCUUCUUCACGAAGCAAGCUUUGACCAUACAGACGUCGCACCUCAUCGUGAGCUGCCUGGCGGAGUUUCGCGUGGCUUCGGGUAAACUGCUCGCGCUGACGCACUUCUUCGCGCCGUUUGCUGCUGUUGUGGCGGUCUCCCUGACGCUCUUGUACCUGAAGCUGAACUGGUUUGAAGAAACGUGGCGCCGCGAGGUCUUGGAGGCCACGAACGCGCGCGGCGUGCGCUUCACGGAGAUUACAUUGGUGAGCCACCUGCCGCCGUUGCCGGUGGCGAUCCUCGACUGCUUCCUCGCGAAGCGGCCGGGCGUCUUCCCGCUUUCUAUGAGAAACGUGAUGAAUGUGGCGUUGUUUGCGUCGUGCUAUUGUGCUUCCUACUGCCUGUUGACGCUGAUGAACUACAAGUUAGUAGGACGGUACCCGUACCCGUUCAUGCGCGCGUUGAAGCGCCCGUGGCACUGGCUCGCUUUUUUAAUGGGCCUGCUGGUCCUCGCGAACCUCGUGAUCCUGCCUUUACUUUUAUUCUGCUCGCGGCGAACCCGACGUAAGUUUAUCGCAUAUUGUGGCUCGUAGUCCUGGGUCGCCUCUCUUGUAGAUACCUCCCCAAAUCCAGCGAUUCCGUUUCGCUAGUGUCUUUAUGGCCGCUAGUUAUCUCGCUCAGAUUGGCAGAACCAGAACCACGCGCUGUGCUCGCCCUCACGGGCAUCGGAGACUGUGCACAAAGCGUGCAAAGCUGACAACAUAGCCCUGCAGACCAGAUCACCCUCACCAUGUCUACGCGUAUCCUGCUCGCAUCCCUAGCUGCUGUGGCCCAAGGGCUGGUCAGCCGGCGAGACCGAGUCGCCUCGCGCCCCUGGCGGCCUACAACAAGUGGACCGACAGCUACGAUACGAAUAAAUUAAAAGGCGCAGCGUCCAAGUUCGUCAACAAGGACGGCCGCCUCUACGCGCCGUGGCUCGAGCAACAGGUCGACGACGCGGCGACGGCGCGCAGUAGAUCGGAGCGAGAACAGCGUACCAAGCAGAAAUACGCAAAAGCUGCGGCCGACGGCCUGAUCGGGAUGUCGAUCGAAGGCGCGUCCGCCGAGCUGGGCGGCGGCGGCCUGCGCAUGAACGCGAAGGUCGUCGAGACGCCUGCUACCGCGGAGGAGCACGGCCACGUCCAGCUGAGCUGGAGCAACAAAGGCGGCAACAUCAGUAUCGAAAAGAAGCAGGGCGGCUCGUGGCGCUCGAUCGCGUCGCGCGCCAGUUCGCCCGUGAUCGACUCGGACGCCGCCGUCGGCGAGCAGCUCUACCGAGCGAAGAACGGCCGGGACGUCGUCGCGCAGAUCGGCAUCUUGAUCGAGUCAAAAGACCAGCAAAGCGGCUCGAUGAUGAUCCUCGGCGGCCUCGGCGCCGUCUUGCUCCUGGCCUUCGCGGUCAGGAUGAGUGAGGGGACGCGAUCGAGCGUCUGA
This is a messenger RNA of Pelagomonas calceolata, 1999 nucleotides long. Lineage: Eukaryota; Pelagophyceae; Pelagomonadales; Pelagomonadaceae. The record is from the annotation of a GenBank genome assembly.